Molecule: messenger RNA, 762 nt
Organism: Mycena indigotica
Lineage: Eukaryota; Fungi; Basidiomycota; Agaricomycetes; Agaricales; Mycenaceae
Product: Dienelactone hydrolase endo-1,3,1,4-beta-D-glucanase
Exons: 10
Coding region: 1-762 (253 amino acids)
Molecular function (GO): hydrolase activity
Source: RefSeq, a predicted model, not a curated record
AUGAACACCUCAGACGAGUGCUGCUUCAGAGGCAAUUUGCACGCCGGAGAACCAAAAGGUACCAUCGAGGUUAUAAAUGGCGUCUCAGUCUAUCGUUCGCGGUCUUUAGAAGAGUCAAACGACGACACAAAAGCAAUCAUGUAUCUUCCUGAUGUCUUCGGAAUGCAGCUCGUGAACAAUAAGCUUCUGGCCGAUAGGUUGACUGCGACUGGUUAUACAGUAUUUAUGCCUGAUUAUCUAGGCGGCGACCCUCGUCCUGGCUCUGUGGAUCAAGCGCCACCUCCUUCGUUUGAUGUCAACGCGUGGAAGGCUGCACAUACUGCAGCCCAAACGCGUCCACCUCUUGAUAAGGUGAUCAUGGGGCUCAAGAGCGAAGGUUACACUGCGUUCGCUGCAACAGGCUAUUGCUUUGGCGCGCGGUAUACGGUGGACCUGGCGCUGGAAAAUGCCAUCCAAGUUGCCUCCGUCUCGCAUCCAUCCCAGCUUCGUGUUCCCCUUGACAUUGACGCGUUGGUGGCGACCUCCAAUGUGCCGCUGCUGAUCAACUCCUGCGAGUUCGACCCGCAUUUCCCCCAAGAGUGGCAAAGCAUCGCGGACGAGAAGCUAGGCGGCGGGAAGUAUGCGCCGGGCUACAAGAGGACAUACUGGGAGGGAUGCUCACAUGGCUUUUUGACGAAAGGCGACUUAUCCGACCCCAAAGUUAAGUCCGGGCAAGAUGGCGCUGUUGAAGCAACGAUAGCCUGGAUUCGGGAGCACCUCUAG